Messenger RNA from Paramecium octaurelia, 483 nucleotides. The record is from the annotation of a GenBank genome assembly. NCBI's taxonomy places the organism in Eukaryota, Ciliophora, Oligohymenophorea, Peniculida, Parameciidae.
GAUUUUAAUCAAUGAAGAGUGAACAAUAAUAGAAAGUAGCAACUAAAACAAUCAAGAAAAUCAAAGUCAAUAAAAAGGCACCGGUUAGGUAAUUUAAAUUAUGAGAUGAAGAUUGUGGGUUAAGGCUGUGUUUACAGGUUUCAGAAGGUCCAAAGUUUAAUAAAAUGAGAAUUAGGCUUUAUUGAAGAUUCAACAUGUUGAUGAUGUUUCAUCUAGUAGAUUCUAUUGGGGCAAACGAGUUGCCUAUAUAUACAAGGCUCACUCUCUCAAAAACAAUACUAAAUUUAGAGUAAAGAUUAUGAGUUUAUAUGAAGACAAUUUGGGGUAGAAUCAGCAGAUCUCAUGGAUCAAAUGGAAUAGUGAUUGCUCGAUUCAAUAGAAAUCUUCCACCAAGAGCAAUAGGAUCAACUUUGAGAGUAUUCCUCUAUCCAAAUAGAGCUUGAGUUAAAUUUAAAAAUAUAUAUAUAUAUAUGUACAUUAAUU